This is a messenger RNA of Anas platyrhynchos (mallard), 1889 nucleotides long. Lineage: Eukaryota; Metazoa; Chordata; Aves; Anseriformes; Anatidae. The record is from RefSeq and is a predicted model, not a curated record.
AUGGUUAUAUCACGGAUAUAUCACGGAUAUAUCAUGGAUAUAUCACAGUUAUAUCAUGGAUAUAUCAUGGAUAUAUCACGGAUAUAUCACGGUUAUAUCACGGAUAUAUCACGGUUAUAUCGUGGUUAUAUCACGGGCAUCCACCCCCUUUAUAGGGCCCCCCAAGCCCUUAUUGCUGCCCAGGUGCCCCCCUCUACUGGAACCCCCCCCCGCCCCAGCAGUGUCCCAUGGGGUGGGGAUGCCCCCAGUGGGUUGGGGUUUGGGGUCCUAGUAAGGGCUCUGUGCCAUUUUGCUGUCCUGGCCACCCCCACAGCGCCAGGGGCUGGCUCCUGGAGGGGCACGGUCGCCUUCGCUGGGCGUGACAGGGGAGAGAGCUGCUGGCAUGGAAGUGAGCUGGGUUUGUCCGUGGGAGCUGUGAGUAAGGUUGCCAUCACGAAAGCCAAAGUGGAUUUCUCCGGCGUGGUGUGCCUGCCCCCUUCCGUCAUUGCUGGAAAUGGGCUGGACGGAGGAGGGGCUGGCGAAAAUGAUGAUGAGCCGGUGCUGGUGUCCCUUUCGGCGGCCCCCAGCCCGCAGAGCGAAGCUGUUGCCAAUGAGCUGCAGGAGCUCUCCUUGCAGCCCGAGCUGACCCUCAGCCUCCAUCAUGGCCGAAACCCCAACCUUCCUCCGCUCAGUGAAAGGAAGAAUGGUAGCAAGUUCCUGGGGAUUGUAAAGAGUUCCCUGGUUGCUGGUAAGGUUCCCCGAGAUGUGUAUAUUCUGAGUAGCGAUAAAGUGACGCUUCGCUGGCUUUCAACCAGAACCCUGCAUGUGAUCCAAAGACUGAACAGAGUUAUGUGAGCUUCAUCGUCAUCCUGCAGAGGGAAUUCUUUCCGAAGCAGCAAAUGGGACGUUGUUGAAGUCAGCUUUAAAUAUGGAAAUUUUUCUGCCAGAGCUACUAAGUGCAUAAAGGUCUGAGCUGGCUCUUAACGCACAGCGAGGAGUGCACAACUGUGAGCUGCAACGUUGCGGAGUUAUUCCAUUCAUGAAAGAUUUGAACAUAACCUUUUGCUGCCUUUUAUCCCUGUGAUUAACUGUUGAGUAAUCAAACCGUGGUUAUUGUGUUAGUCAAACCAGGGUUAAAGGAUGGAACUAACUAAAUAUAUAAAGCAUGCUUUCCAUUUUUAUUUUUUAAUAAAAAAGAUAAUGUAGAAGACUACUCAUUAGAACCAUUUAACUGAGCAGUACCUAUUUCUACUGCCAACUUUAAGUUUAAACAAGAACCUGCUGGAAGUCCUGUAAAACCUGGAGCUUGCAUUUAUUGAAUUGUUAAAUUACUGAUUAAAAUAUAUAUAUAUAUUUUUUUCCUCCAGCUGGUUUGAAGAUGCUCUCUGUCUGUAUUAGCAGUGAGUAUUGCGCUACAGGUUGAGACAGAGGGAGGGGAAAAAAAAACAUCAAGGCAUAUUUUUGUCUUUAUCCCUUCUAUGAACGCACACAUGCUCUAUUUGUCCUAAAACAGGGAAGAUGUGCUAGACACAAAACAAAUAUCCACUGCCUUGCUUUGAUUCCUAACCCUUCUUAUGGCUCCAUUUUAAUUUCAAAAUAAUUAGCUGACAAGAAACAACUUCAAGGGGUCUGUGUGUACGUGUGCAUCACUUUCCAUCUUAUAUACUUGCUUAUGGUCGGCUUACUAAUUUUUUGUACCAUUCACCAAUUGAUAUUAAAAACGAAAUGAAAGUUUGAAGUGUAAAACGUAAGCUCAUGUGAGGGUUUAUAUGCUGUAACUUUAAUCUAAGCAGAGUAUUCCUCGCUGAGAAAUUAAUGCAUUAUGUAUUACGGGCUAUGUUUAAUUGCCAUUACUGUAAUCUGUAAGCUACCCUUUCAUUUACAUGAUGAAUAUAAAUGAAUCUUCCGUG